ACUUCUUUCUCACAUCUCAGCUGAACUUCGUAUCAAAUAUAUUCACUCAGGUUACAUUUCGCCGUGGAAAGAAAGCUCUACGCCUCUACAUACAUACAUACAUACAUAUUAUUCAGUCUCUGCAUAUGAUAUGAACACAAGCUUCUCCUUCAUUAAAGCUUUCAGUCACUGAGAAAACUCGAUUAGGAAGUCGAAAAUGGCGACACAGAAGGAACACAUUGAGAAGAUUCGAAGAGACAAAUUUUCCAUCGGAGGGGAAGCUAACUCACUCAGAGAUGAUCUCAACAAUGCCGUUACUUAUCUCUCCACUGAGCUCUACGCUAAAGACGUCCAUUUCCUAAUGGAACUCAUUCAGAAUGCAGAAGACAACGAGUAUGAUGAGGAGAUCUCACCAUCGUUGGAGUUUGUGAUAACAGCUCAAGAUAUUACAAACACUGGGGCUGCCGCCACUUUACUCAUCUUUAACAAUGAGAAAGGCUUCUUACCCAAGAACAUUGAAUCCAUUUGCAGCGUUGGAUCAUCCACCAAGAAAGGAAAACGCAAACAAGGGUAUAUUGGAGAGAAAGGAAUUGGUUUCAAGAGUGUGUUCUUAAUCACACAACGACCUUAUAUAUUCAGCAAUGGCUAUCAAAUAAGAUUUAACGAAGAGCCUUGCUCAGACUGUAAUGUUCGGUAUAUAGUUCCAGAAUGGGUUGACGAUUACCCGACCAUUUCCACCAUUCAGAAAAUCUAUGGUUCUAAAACUCGCUUGCCAACAACUACAAUUGUGUUGCCGCUGAAAGAUGACAAGAUCACACCUGUGAAAAAUCAGUUAUCAACUAUUCACCCCGAGCUUCUGUUGUUCCUCUCUAAGAUAAGGAAGCUUUCAGUGAAGGAAGAUUGUGAUGAUCCCGGACUUCGAACAAUCACUUCAAUAUCCAUUGCUAGUGAAACAAAUUUUCUCUCAAGGAAAAACAUUGAUGCAGAUUCUUAUUUGCUUCAUCUAUCUUCCGAUGAGGAAGGAGAAUGUGGCUACCACAUGUGGAGGCAACGGUUUCCUGUAAAACCAGAACAUAGAGUGGAUGUAAGGAAGGAAGUGGAAGAGUGGGUGCUCACUUUAUCCUUUCCUAUUGGGAAGCGGCUCAAUCGAGGAAUGAACUCUCCUGGAGUCUAUGCAUUUCUUCCUACCGAGAUGUGUUCCAACUUCCCAUUCAUUGUGCAAGCCGAUUUUAUAUUGGCUUCAUCUAGAGAAACAAUUUUAAUGGAUAACAAAUGGAACAAAGGAAUUCUUGGUUGUGUGCCCACUGCCUUUGUUAAUGCAUUUUGUUCAAUGGUUAAAACUUCAGAAGAAGACACUCCUGUAUCCACUUUGGUUUCCAUGUUCGACUUUUUGCCCAUCAACAGUUCUAGCUAUUCUGUGUUGAAUGACGUGAGGGAAAAAAUAAAAGCUAAACUGGUUGAAGAAAGUAUAGUUCCUUGUGAGUCGUAUACAAGACAAAGGUGUUUCAAUAAACCAAGUGAAGUGGGUAGGCUUAAGUCUGAUUUUCGCGGUAUAUUGGUCAAGGCUGAGAAGCAAGGGGUUAGUUUACAAAGUAUUUCGUCACAUGGGAAAUAUAUUCUAAAUUCUUCAUUUGAUAAACCCAAACACAAUGACGUAUUGGACUUUUUGGGGUUAAAGCAAGUUGAAGCUGAGUGGUAUGUGAAGUUCAUAAGAGGCUCUAAUUUAAUCAUGGGGGUAUCGGACGAGGUUUAUUUGGAGAUUCUACAUUUUAUAGCUAAACAUUGGAAUUCUCAGUUCCGCAAUAGUAGCCUGAACGACAUCCCAAUUCUGAAGUAUGUGAGUCUACAUGGUGAUGUAUCUUUGUUCACCCUAAAUCAAGCUCUUAAAAACUAUUAUGUUUAUUUUUCAUCUAAAUGUGAUCAAAUUUCAUGGUUGAUCGACUGGAACAAGGAAAUUAGAUGUCAGGAAAACAUGGUUUUUAUGCCUAUGCUUACUCAACAAUUACUUCUUCAGAGUUCUAACAAGAAGGAGAUUCUCGAUUGGUUAAUGAGCAAAGGUGAUGUUCGUGAGAUGGAUGUUGGUUUGUAUGCAAGUCAUUUGAUUAGUAAUAUCAACAAUGAUAAGAAACUAGCAUUUUCCUUCAUGCAUUUCUUAUAUCAUUCACAUUCACAAGGAUAUUUAGCAGAUCAAGAUAUUAGAAAAUUGUGUUCCCAAGUGCCUAUAGUGAAUAAUUACGGGAAUAUACAUGCAAAUUGCAAAGGAAUUCUAGUACCUGCUCAUGGGAGCAAAUGGGUUGGCUUGCUUGGAGCCAAUCCAUGGAAGGAAGAAGGAUAUAUUGAGCUAUCAGAAAGCUAUUUGGCUUCUGGAUUAUAUGCUGGUAAAAGGACUGCUUCUAAUGAAAUCAUGCAGUUCCUUAAAAAUUAUUUUGCAGCCGCUGAUCUUCCAUUCAUAUCUCCUCCUGCUACUACGAUUCCCACAAUGUCGGGUCCACUAACAAAUGAAAAUGCAUUUUUGGUAUUUAAAUGGAUUCGUUAUUUGAGACGGAACAGAGUUGGUAUGCCUGAAAAAUUCUUGAAUUGCAUCAAAAAUGGAAAUUGGAUGAAGAUAUCAUUUGGUGGAUCCUCUGGUUAUAGGUCUCCUUCACAGUCGUUCUUGCCAAGUUCAUCAUGGGGAUAUCUUUUACAACUUGAAGACUCUUUUCUCGUUGAUAUUCCAAUAAUUGAUAUGAAAUUUUAUGGUGAUGAAAUAGUUGAAUACAAAGAUGAGCUCAAACAAAUUGGUGUCAUGUUUGAAUAUGGAGAAGCCUGCGAAUAUGCUGGGAAACAUCUUAUGACUUUGGCAGCUUCUUCUUCCUUAACUAAAGAGAAUGCCUUUUCAAUACUGAAGCUCAUUAGGUUUCUAAGGGAAAAAAUGUUGUCUCCUGUUGAUUUUAUUAACAGUGUCAAGGAUGGAAGAUGGCUUAGAACUUCUAAAGGUGUUAGAUCUCCGGUGGGUUCUGUUUUAUUUAGUCAGGAAUGGAAAGUUGCAUCUCAGAUAAGUGACAUCCCAUUUAUUGAUCAAGAUUACUAUGGCCAGGAAAUACUCUCUUUUAAAUCUGAACUUGAGUUAUUGGGUGUCAUAGUUCAGUUCAACAAUAAUUACAAACUUGUUGCUGAUUGCUUGAAAUCUUCAGGAUCUUUUGGUAGUUUGAGUGCUGACUGUACUUUAUUGAUGUUAAAUUGCAUUCGCAACUUAACGUUUAAUAACGGAAUUAUUGAUGCUUUGAAAGGCAAGAAGAUUUUGAAAACAAACAAGGGCUACAUGUCUCCAGCUGAAUCUUACUUGCUGCAUUCUAAAUGGGGUAGUCUAUUGCAGGUUUUCAAUGUCUUCCCACUAAUUGAUGUUGAUUUCUAUGGUCGGACUAUUUCCUCGUAUGAGAGUGAGUUAAAGGUGAUUGGCGUUAAGGUAGAUUUUGAGACCGCGUGCAAAGAGUUUGGUUGCAAGUUCAAGGAUCUGGCAUCAAAAAAUUGCAUCAGCAGAGAUAAUGUCCUCUCGUUCCUCGAAUGCUGGAGGAGGCUUACUGAUUUGGGUUAUAGAUUCCCAGAAGAUCUCAAGAGCUCUAUCAAGAACGUGAAAUGGUUACGAACUACUCUUUGUGAUUAUCGGUUGCCAAAAGAAUGCAUUUUGUUCGGGGCUGAAUGGGAAUCUAUAUCUGCAAUUGCUCGGCUCCCAUUUGUUGAUGAUAGUGAGGAGUAUUAUGGCAAGGCCAUUCACAAUUAUACGAAGGAGUUGAAAAACAUUGGAGUUAAUACUUCUUUUAAAGACUGUUAUCGCUUUGUGUUUGAGGGCCUUUCUUUAAUCUCUAAUCCCUGGAAUAUAACUCCUGCAAAUGUGUAUUCUCUUUUAGAAUCCAUCAGAAACUCACAACUUCAGAACGAGCCACUUUCGGAGUCUCUUAUGAAGAAACUGAAUAAGAAAUGGAUAAAGACGACUGCUGGCUACCAGUCUCCAAAAGAGUUCUUGUUCUUUGACUCGAAGAUGAACUGCUUGAAACGACUUGAUGGGCCAUUUAUUGAUGAAGAAUUUUACGGGCCCAAGAUUACAUCAUACAUGGACGAAUUCAGGGCACUGGGAUAUAGUUCUAACAUUUCUCUUCUGGCCAGACAUUUAGAAUUUCAUUCAAAUCUUGAGACUAUCAUUCGUGUAUACAGUUAUUUGAAAAACUGUAAUUGGGAGUGCGGAGACGACAGAAGUGUAAAAAUUUGGAUUCCAAUUGAUAGCGAGAAUGGAAAGUGGGUGGCUGCUGAAGAUUGUGUCAUUAGUGAUAGUGAUGAUCUCUUUGGCACAUCAUUUAAUGUUUUGGAGAAAUUUUAUGACAAAAACUUACAAGAUUUCUUCUCAAAUGCUUUUAAAGUUAAGUGUCAUCCUUCACUAGAUGAUUAUCUACGACUCUGGAAGUCUUGGGAAGGUUCACGUGAGACUUUGUCUCAUGUGGAGUGCUUUGCUUUCUGGCGGGUUGUUCACAAGAACUGGUGUUUAAAGACCGAGAAAACUUUGACAGAUGAGUUGGUGAAAUUGCCUGUUUAUUCUGGAUUGAGUGAUAUCAUACUUUGUCCUAAGGAAGAUGUGUUCAUUGCUGAUGACCUUCAACUGAAGGAUCUCUUCCAACACACUUGUUCAAAACCGUUGUUUGUGUGGUAUCCUGAGCCUAGCUCUUCAUCAAUUUUGCCCUGGGAAAAGAUGCUAUCAAUUUACAGAAAGAUAGGUGUACGGACUAUAACUGAAUGUGUAAUAAAAGAUGAUUCGAGCAUUUUGGACGAGGUUAAGUUGGAACAAGUUGCCUCAAGCAAAAUUUUUAUCUGCAAGGGACUUCUCAAACUAAUUCUAGGUUUUUUGGGCAAUUCAUCUCUGAAAAUGGACUUGAAGGAGAGGCAUAAAUCUGUUACAAGCCUUCUCAAUGCCACAGUAUUUCAAACAGAGGAACCGGUUACCAUGAGCUACAGUUUGCCUUUAUCGAAUGGAGAGAAUGUAAGUGCUUCAAUGACAAGGAUGAUUGGAUGGGAUAGAGAGAAUUCCAAACUCUUUUAUCAGAAGAGGGAUGGAUCAAGUGGUGGUUACAAAGGCGAUAUUGAAUUUGCAACAUAUUAUUCUGAAACAGUUUCUGAAGGUCUAUUAUGGGAGCAUAAUGAAGAUCAAAAAUCCCAGUUGGCUGAGCUUAUCAAGCUGGGGAUGCUACUCAAAUUUGAUGAAGAUGCAAUUGAUUUCUUAAUGAAAACUAAAAAUCUGCACCGUUUUUCAGAGGAUGAUGAGUUCCUUUCUCUGUCCUUCUCUUCUGGAUCGCCUGAAUAAUAGCUUGUUACAUUGUUGCUACUUGCCACGGAAAGGUUAAGGAGAUUUGGAACAAUAUGAAGCAUAUUUUCUACAGUAUUGUUAUGUUGUGUAUUUUGGGUAAUGUUUUAAAAUUUGAAAAACUUGUAUGAAUGAUUGAUUCAAGUUUUUAACUAAAUCACAUGGUGUGUUAGAA
Molecule: messenger RNA, 5483 nt
Organism: Impatiens glandulifera
Lineage: Eukaryota; Viridiplantae; Streptophyta; Magnoliopsida; Ericales; Balsaminaceae
Exons: 4
Coding region: 197-5308 (1703 amino acids)
Source: RefSeq, a predicted model, not a curated record